AUGUGGACCUUCCUGUUUGCCGUAGUUCUGGCGCAGGAAAAGUUAGAACUCUUUUUUGGGGAUAUUGAUGAUGUGUGCUGGCCAGAGGGAAGUAUUUACAAUAUCUUCGAAACAAUCGCAGCUACCGCCGAUUACGCAGCGUUCUACACAGAUGACCAAAUCACACUAAAGAACAUUAACGUUCAUUUCACUCAUAUCCCUGGCUGUAGUAUGGUGGAGGGAAAACAAACCCGCAGUGUUAUUAGCCUGUUGAGGAACGCUCGGUCCCUGGAAAACUCCACUGCUGGUUAUUCUGUUUUCUUGGGCCCACGACUUAGAAGCAAUUGCCACUUCAUCAGUGAUUGGAUCGCCGACGCAACCGUCGAAGAUGAAGCUCACAGAAGCCUCUAUCAGAUCAGCUAUGUUUGUCAAGAUUUCGAGUCUUUUAGGUAUGCUGAGACCUUUCUUGCCAGUCAAACGGGGGCUCGCGUACACAUCAUCUCCUUCGCAGUGAAUAUAAAAGACGCAACACUGAGUCAUGCUUUGGAAAUUUUUCUGCGACAGAAAGGCUGGAGGACAAUUGUCGUGCUCUACGAGACUAGUCCAUUGGUUUUGCAGUACCGCGAACUUGCCAAAAAUCUGCAAUUUUAUCUGUCACGGACAGAGCCUGAUAGGAAAGGGCUCAAUGUAGUCACAAUCCACAAGCUGCAGUUGGACAGUGACCAUCGAGAGAUCGUUGAGCGAUUUUGCAAUCCUUGUCAAGCUAUUGUUCUCCUGGGCGGCCUAUUGAUAUCCCACAACUUUCUUGAGAUGGUGAACAAUAUGUCCAUAUUUGAAAACAGCGAGACUGCCAUCAUCCAGGUGGAUCCUGCCAACGUUAUCACUUAUGAUGCUUUGCGUUUUUGGCGCUAUAUUCUCUCGGAAAAUAGAAUACUCGGGGCCGCUGCUCAAUGUACAUUUUUGAUGGCUGCCCUUCCAGUUGGUCAAGGCUUUGACAUUUCUGCGUAUAUCCUCGAAACACAAAUCCAGGUGUCCUUGGCCACUGCUGUGGCCUUAGCCAUUCGCCUGACCUACGCUAACUACAUCGAAGGUGAUGGUGUACCGCCCGCCAACAGGGGUUUCUUCGAUCCGCUCAUGGAAGGAUCCUUCUCGGUCCCAGUUCUGCCAAAUUUGACAUACCGUUUCUCCAAUGACGACGGUGAGGCAAUCGAGCACUAUGAUUUCUACUUUUUCACGUUUAAGCCGGCAAUUUCUGCGGCAGCCACCAGCAUAAGUACUUUGGACUUUCAGGAGAUAUUCGAACUCAACAGCGUGCUUCUCUUCCCAAAACGGAUUUUAACAAUCGUGAACCAUAAGGUUUGGCCAAAUCCCAGUCGCCAUCUUCAAAGGGAUUAUUGUCUGCUAUCGCCAUGUUUCCAAGGUAUUGCAAUGACAACUAAAACCACGCACUUAUUCAUUUCAAAAGCAUUCUAG
Messenger RNA from Dibothriocephalus latus, 1452 nucleotides. Lineage: Eukaryota; Metazoa; Platyhelminthes; Cestoda; Diphyllobothriidea; Diphyllobothriidae. The record is from the annotation of a GenBank genome assembly.